AUGCGGCUCGAUCAGCCCUCCCGCAGGAAGAGCAGCUGGGCGUUCUGGAGAUCCGAAAACGCAGCAGAGCCGUCUUCGCCGGUCCAGGCCGCCGCUGACGCAACAACACCGGCCGGCGGGAAACCUCCGAAACCCCAGAAGAAAAACGUACCCCACGCCAACAGGCCCAACCUGAUAGUCCCGCAAAUAGAAGACACUCUUCCGCUGCUUUCCACACACAACCUACUUGCCGGAGGAGUGAAGCGGAUAAAGAAGAUUUUGGGAUACACAGACACGAGGGACACGAACUUGUUCCGGAAAGAGGAGCCGACGAUCUUCAAGAGGGUGCUGAUCAUCGGCGUGCACGGGUUCUUCCCGACAAAGAUGAUCAGACCAAUCAUUGGCGAGCCGACAGGUACCUCGAUGAAGUUCGCCCAGGUCGGAGAAACAGCAGUCUUGUCGUGGGCCAAGGAAAACAACCUCAACAUCGAGAUCCAGAAAAUAGCAUUGGAAAAAGAGGGCAAGAUCUUCGACCGGGUCGAGUUCUUCUUCGAUAUCUUGAAAAACUCCGCAAACGACAUCAAGAAGGCCGACUUUAUCUUUGUCUGCUCGCAUUCUCAAGGUUGUCCCGUCUCGGUUAUCCUCAUGUCAAAGCUGCUCGAGUAUGGUAUCAUUGACGAAAACAAAAAGAUCGGCAUCUUGGGCAUGGCCGGCAUCAAUAUAGGACCCUUUUUUGGUAUGGAUAGAUCAUUCUUUGUGCGGGCCUAUUCAACCAUUGAAAACGAGUCAUUGUUGGAAUUGUUCCAAUUCCAGAAUUUCGAAAGCUUGCAAAGCCGCAAGUACAUUGAGUCUUUAAGAAAUUUGGUGAGGCACGACGUCAAGUUGACGUUUGUCGGCUCCAUCGACGACCAGUUGGUCCCCUUAUACUCUGCCAUAGCCUUGCAUGUCCAACAUCCAAACAUUUUCAAAGCAGUCUACAUAGAUGGGUCGACAAACACCCCGGACUUCGUAGCCCGCAUCAUCAAGCUCUCGUGUAUGUUACACAACAUCGGAUCUACCGAUCACGACGUGAUAAAAGAGAUCUCCAACGCCCUGGCAGGGCCCAUCACCGGCGGCGGCCAUUCCAGGAUAUACAACGACUUGAAAGUCUACAAACUGGCCCUCGACUUCAUCCUCAAGACAGAGAGUUCCAACAUAGCCAUCGAACAGCCGGUCAGGUACAGGCCUUUUGACAUUAAAAAGCUCGGAAACGGCGCCAACCCGUUCAACCUCCCCUGGUGUGCACGAGGUCUUUUUUUCGAAGUCUCCAAGCGCUUGCCCAGUGGUAAGGACGAGAUCCAGUUGGUGUUCCGGGAGUUUGAAGAGUGGCAGCCUGAAUCCAAAGCCCUUAAAGACGUCAAAUAUAGACUCAACGGGAUCCGGGCAAAGUUCUGA
Messenger RNA from Pichia membranifaciens NRRL Y-2026, 1413 nucleotides. RefSeq lists its product as hypothetical. The transcript is spliced from 2 exons. The record is from RefSeq and is a predicted model, not a curated record. NCBI's taxonomy places the organism in Eukaryota, Fungi, Ascomycota, Pichiomycetes, Pichiales, Pichiaceae. The coding region runs from base 1 to 1413 and encodes 470 amino acids.